This is a messenger RNA of Contarinia nasturtii (swede midge), 1310 nucleotides long. RefSeq names its product uroporphyrinogen decarboxylase (gene Urod). Gene Ontology annotation, biological process: heme biosynthetic process. Bases 125 to 1210 code for a protein of 361 amino acids. Gene Ontology annotation, cellular component: cytosol. Lineage: Eukaryota; Metazoa; Arthropoda; Insecta; Diptera; Cecidomyiidae. Gene Ontology annotation, molecular function: uroporphyrinogen decarboxylase activity. The record is from RefSeq and is a predicted model, not a curated record. The transcript is spliced from 6 exons.
AAAAUGUCAUUUGCGGUGAUAUGAAAUAAAAAAUCUAUAACACUACAAAUUUGAGUAAAAUUUCAAUAGAUUCCAUAGGAAUAGGACUGUUUUAGUUUUAUUUAUAUACUUUUACAAAUCGAAAAUGACGCAACUUGUGGCAAAAGAUUUUCCGGCGAUGAAAAAUGAUAAUUUGCUAAAAGCAGCUCGCGGUGAAGAUGUUGAUCGAAUUCCAGUGUGGGUCAUGCGUCAAGCGGGUCGAUAUUUGCCAGAAUUUCAAGAAGAACGUAAAGUGCACGAUUUUUUUACCAUUUGUCGAACACCGGAGCUGGCGUGCGAAGUGACAAUGCAACCAUUACGUCGCUUUGAUCUGGACGCUUCCAUUAUUUUUUCCGACAUUCUUGUGAUUCCACAGGCAUUGGGAAUGACUGUUGAAAUGCUGCCAGGAAAGGGUCCACACUUUCCCGAACCAUUAGUAACGCCAUCAGACUGUUUAAAAUUGAAUGCAACUGGAGCUGUAGAUCGAUUAAAGUAUGUGGGCGAUGCAAUCACAAUGAUGCGACACAAAUUGGAUGGGAAAGUACCAUUAAUCGGUUUCACGGGUGCACCGUGGACGUUGAUGGGUUACAUGAUCGAAGGUGGCGGUAGCAAAACAAUGUCAUUGACCAAGGGAUGGCUCACCGAACAUAAUAAAGAAGCCCAUGAGCUACUUUCACUUCUUACGGAUACCAUCGUCGAGUAUUUUGAGAUGCAAGUCAAGGCCGGCGCACAAAUGCUCCAAGUAUUUGAAUCGAGCGCUGAUUACAUUGAUAAGAAGCAAUUUGCCGAAGUAUCAUUGCCAUAUGUUCGUAAAAUUCGUGAGCAGCUUCGAAAGAAAUUACAAGACCAGUCAAUUGAGCCAGUUCCAAUGGUUUUAUUUGCAAAAGGUGGCGGACAUUCAUUGUCUGAACAAGCCGAGUGUGGAUAUGAAAUAAUUGGAUUAGAUUAUAACGUUGAUCCAAUUGAAGCUAGAAAAGCAGUCGGACCAAAUGUUACACUCCAGGGCAACUUAAAUCCAGAGGACAUGUACCUACCACAGGAUGAAAUUAGGGCAAAAACUGAUGAAAUGGUGCGUAAAUUUGGUAAAAAACGAUACAUUGCAAAUUUGGGACAUGGAAUUACACCACAAACACCAAUUGAGAGCAUGCACACUUUUGUUGAUACAAUUCAUAAAGUUUCUCAGGAAUUGUGAUGAGCGAUAUUGCGAAAAUAUUGUUGAUUUUUUUUAAUUAGAAGCGGUUAUUGGGAUUAUAUAGAACAAAAUACAGAAAAAUAUUUUACUUUUAUUGAAA